Molecule: messenger RNA, 866 nt
Organism: Amphimedon queenslandica
Lineage: Eukaryota; Metazoa; Porifera; Demospongiae; Haplosclerida; Niphatidae
Exons: 2
Source: RefSeq, a predicted model, not a curated record
UUCCCUAUGAGAUCUCUCUCAAGGAACAAGGAAGUGCUGAUGUAGCGUAUGCUCGUCUUAUGUUACUGGGAUCAGCUGGUACUGGCAAGACAUCUCUCAAGCGUUCAUUAAUGGAAAAACCUUUCAAUCCUCAUACUACAAGCACCAUUGUAUCUGAUGUAUCCUCUGUACGACCAUUUGGACACGAGUGGCAAACAAUGAGAGAAAAAAAAUGGAGAGAAGCCACAAAAGAAGAUGAAAUUCAGGAACUUGCACAUUUGCUUGAAUCCAGUCUUUCUAGACCAUCCUCGCACAAUGCAUCUAUAUUAAGUGCAGAAUAUUCUCAUAAUGAAUCAUCUACUAGUUCAAUAGCUUCUGAUUUGAAUGUAGAGGGUCGUAUCCAAUCAUUACUUAGAAAAGCUAAAGGUUCCACUGGUCAGACAACCAAAUCAUUUGUUCAACCAUUUCUUCAUAUAUGGGAUUGUGGUGGUCAGCCAGUGUUCCUUGAGAUUCUCCCAGCCUUCCUCACUCCUCGUACAAUGUUUCUCCUCCUCUUUGAUGCUUCAAAGGAUUUCAGAGAAAGAUGGCAGUCACGUCAGAAUACUCCUGAUGGUAGAGUGCUAUUUGGUGAGGUAGUGAAUGAAAGCACAAGUGAUCUAAUGGCCAAAUGGAUGUCUACAAUACACAGUCACCUUGUGAAGCACAACAAAGAUGAUACUUCUCCUAGUCCUAGUCUCUAUUGUAUUGGCACUCAUGGUGACAAGCUAAAGACCAAGAUGGAAGAGAGAUCAAUUAGAAUAUGAAAUACAAUCCAUGUACCAGAAAAAAGAGUUCUCAGAUCUUAUCAAAGAUGUGCUAAUCAUUGAUAAUACGACCUCAGGCAAGGG